Messenger RNA from Sander lucioperca (pikeperch), 3931 nucleotides. Its product is annotated as rab GTPase-activating protein 1. Lineage: Eukaryota; Metazoa; Chordata; Actinopteri; Perciformes; Percidae. The transcript has 27 exons. The record is from RefSeq and is a predicted model, not a curated record. The coding region runs from base 234 to 3512 and encodes 1092 amino acids.
UGACAUGCGCAUGCGCAGUGUGAGUGUCAGCGGGUUGGUUGGGCUUGUGUUUACAGCUCGACUGGUUGGAGCUGUUGGCUUCUGAUGUUAUUGGGAAAGUGCAAUGUUUUGCCAACCGCCAUUGGAAUAAAUAUAACCGUGGGAAUAAAGGUGAUUUAGCUCAUCAUCUCCCACCGCUUUCUCCUCCCGUCUUCCAUUCAUGAGCAGCGUGGCUGAGUUUAACAGCAGCAGCCAUGGAUGACAAAGGCUCAGUGGGGAAGAUUAGCGUGUCUUCGGACUCAGUGUCCACUCUCAACAGUGAGGACUUUGUCCUUGUGUCCCGGCUGGGGGACGAGACACCCUCCUCCACUAAUAAUGGUAGUGAUGACGAAAAGACAGGACUGAAGGUGAUUUCUGAGGAAGGGGUCAGCUUUAAGAUUGUGGGGAAUGGAAGUGAGCAGCAGCUCCAGAGAGAGUUAGAGGAUGUCCUCAUGGAACCAUCGGUAGUCGACACUGGGCUCAGAUCAGAAACAGGAAUGGACAGCCUUGGUGGUGGCGACCAUGGCCCUCUUCCUGCUACAGUGUCACCUGUACCGGCAGGCUCUGACCCUCUGAGCGCACCACCGCUCAAGUUGGAGAUGGUGCUUCCUGUUCAGACGGCUCAGGAGAGUGAGCUGAAUGAGAGAUCGUACCGAGCAGCAGAUGAAUCAUCAUCAGAUGGCAGUCCUGGCAGUCCCAUCCAAGAUGAAGACAGCGUUGUGUUCAGCCAGCUGACAUAUCUUGGGUGUGCCUCGGUCAACGCCCCCCGCAGUGAGGUGGAGGCCCUUCGUAUGAUGAGUAUCCUCAGAGGGCAGUGCCAACUCCCCCUGGAUGUCACACUGUCCGUGCCAGGCGUGUCCGAAGGCACUGUCAGGUUGCUGGACCCCAACACCUGUACAGAGAUCGCCAACUACCCUAUCUACAAGAUUCUGUUCUGUGUGCGAGGCCAUGAUGGCACACCAGAGAGUGACUGCUUUGCCUUCACUGAGAGCCACUACAAUGCUGAGAUCUUCAGGAUCCAUGUGUUCCGCUGCCAAAUCCAAGAAGCGGUGAGUAGAAUACUGUACAGCUUUGCCACAGCGUUUCGGCGGUCAGCUAAGAAGGCAGUUCUGUCAUCUCAGCAGCCUGCUCCACUCACCCCUGACAGUGACUUGUUUACCUUUACCGUCAGCCUGGAAAUCAAAGAGGAUGAUGGCAAGGGUACUUUCAGUGCUGUAGCAAAAGACAAGGACAAGCAGAGCUUCAAGCUGCGUGCAGGAAUGGAUAAGAAAAUUGUCAUUUAUGUCCAGCAGACAUCCAAUAAGGAACUGGCUAUUGAGAGGUGUUUCGGCCUCCUGCUCAGCCCAGGGAAAAAUGUGAAGAACAGCGACAUGCACCUGCUAGAUCUGGAGUCAAUGGGAAAGAGUUCCGACGGGAAGUCUUACAUCAUCACAGGAAGUUGGAACCCCAAAACGCCUCAGUUCCAGCCUGUGAAUGAGGAAACGCCCAAAGAUAAAUUCAUGUACAUGACGACAGCAGUGGACCUGGUGAUCACAGAGGUGGAGGAGCCAGUCCGUUUUCUGCUGGAGACGAGGGUCAGAGUCUGCUCCCCGAAUGACAGGCUGUUCUGGCCCUUCAGCAAGCGUAACUACACUGAGACCUUCUACCUUAAACUACGACAGAUGGAGCGUAAGGAGCGUAAGAGUCCUUCCUCCGACACACUUUAUGAGGUGGUGAGUUUGGAAAGCGAGACUGAGCGAGAGAAACGGAAGACCACAGCUAGUCCCGGCAUCCUGCCCACUGGGACUGGUACCACUGUCCCUUCACCACCUGAGGAUGAUGAAGAGGAAGAUAAUGAUGAGCCUUUACUCAGCGGGUCAGGUGAUGUUUCCAAGGAGUGUGCAGAGAAGAUCCUGGAGACCUGGGGGGACUUAUUAUCCAAAUGGCAUUUGAACUUAUCAGUGCGUCCCAGGCAGCUGCCAGCUUUGGUACGGAGUGGCAUCCCUGAGGCUCUCCGUGGGGAGGUGUGGCAGCUCCUGGCAGGCUGCCAUAACAAUGACCACCAGGUAGAAGAGUACCGCACUCUUAUUACAAAGGAAUCCCCUCAGGACAGUGCCAUCACCAGGGACAUUAACAGGACAUUCCCAGCUCAUGACUACUUCAAAGACACUGGAGGAGAUGGACAAGACUCCCUUUACAAGAUCUGCAAGGCUUACUCUGUUUACGAUGAGGAGAUUGGUUACUGCCAGGGACAAUCCUUCUUGGCUGCUGUGCUACUGCUGCACAUGCCAGAGGAGCAGGCUUUCAGUGUGCUGGUCAAAAUCAUGUUUGAUUACGGGCUCAGGGACCUUUUCAAGCAGAACUUUGAAGAUCUGCAUUGCAAGUUCUUCCAACUUGAGAGACUCAUGCAGGAAUAUAUACCAGACCUGUACAACCAUUUCCUGAAUGUGGGUCUGGAGGCUCAUAUGUAUGCCUCUCAGUGGUUCCUCACCCUCUUCACAGCCAAGUUCCCUCUUUACAUGGUCUUCCACAUCAUUGACCUGCUACUGUGUGAGGGCAUCAGUGUGAUCUUCAAUGUGGCCUUGGCACUUCUGAAGACAUCAAAAGACGAUUUGAUCCAAACAGACUUCGAAGGUGCACUCAAAUUCUUUCGUGUCCCGGUUCCAAAGAGGUACCGCUCUGAAGAAAACGCAAAGAAACUGAUGGAGCUGGCCUGUAGCAUAAAGAUCAGCCAGAAAAAGCUGAAGAAAUUUGAGAAGGAGUACCACACCUUGAGGGAGCAGCAGGAGCAACAGGAGGCCCCAAUCGAGAGAUAUGAGCGGGAGAACCGUCGUUUGCAGGAGGCUAACAUGCGUUUGGAGCAGGAGAAUGACGAUCUGGCACAUGAACUAGUCAGCAGCAAGAUAGCCCUGCGCAAAGACCUCGACAACGCUGAGGAGAAGGCAGACGCCCUGAAUAAAGAGUUGCUGCUGACCAAACAGAAACUGGUGGACUCUGAGGAUGAGAAGAGACGACUGGAGGAAGAAUCUGCACAGCUAAAGGAGAUGUGCAGACGAGAGCUUGAUAAGUCUGAAUCAGAGAUAAAGAAGAACGGCUCCAUUAUUGGAGAAUAUAAGCAGAUCUGCUCCCAGCUGAGUGAACGACUGGAGAAACAACAGACAGCCAACCGAGGAGAACUGGAGAAAAUCCGGUCCAAAGUGGAAGGCUGUGAGAAGUGCAGUAGUCUUUUCAACAAAGAAGGUCGUGUGCGGGCCGCUGUAACCACAGCACCUGCUGGGGGGACUGAGGAGACAGAUGAGGAGAAAGAGGGUUUGAAGAACCAGCUGAGAGAGAUGGAGCUGGAACUAGCUCAGACCAAACUGCAGCUGGUGGAGGCUGAGUGCAAAAUCCAGGACUUGGAGCACCACCUGGGUCUGGCCCUCAACGAAGUGCAGGCUGCCAAGAAAACCUGGUUCAAUCGAACGCUCAGCUCUAUCAAGACCGUGACUGGGUCCCAGGGCAAGGAGACCACCUAACCUGAUAACCCCAUCCUCCAGUUUUACCAAGACCAUGUCUGGAGCUCAGUGCAACGCACUUCGCUGAAACCUCUGACGCCUAACUUAACCCACUGGGCCAUAACUUUAACAUUGACCGUUAAAUCCCAGGAUGACCAUUAAUACAGACUGUGUUACUUGUUCCUCUUAUCAAGAAUGUCCUCAUGUUUUCCUGUUCCCAACGCUCCUAAUAUUAUCACCCCCAUCCAUGUAUUCUCCUCCCCACCCUGAAUGACUACAGCCAAAUGUGCUGACGAGAAGGGGUUGAAAACAUAAGAUGAAGUACAAUGGUACCACUUUCCCCAGAGACACAAUGUGCUUCCGAACACAGAAAGAAAAGCGUAAAAAAAAAAAAAUGCUUCAUUUAUUUCUGUCUUUGUACUGCUGAUAUUAAAGACCCG